GACAAAUUAAGUCAUAAUUCUUGGCUUAUUUCUGUAGAGAGUGAAAGGUCCAGCAGGACCAAAUGGGCUGCCAGGAGAUCCUGGACCACCUGGGCCUCCUGGAAUUCCAGGGAAACAGGGCAGAAAAGGAGAGUCGGGGGCAACGGGGAGAGUAGGUCCUGCAGGGUUACCCGGUCCACCAGGGAGACCAGGACAAGAUGGUACCCCAGGGCAGAACGGUGAAAUGGGCCAGCCAGGACCCAAAGGGGAAGAUGGCCCACAGGGAUACAGAGGAGAGCAGGGCAGCAAAGGGGAGCUGGGGUUAUGCUGGAGAAGCAGGACCUCAAGGAGUCAAAGGCAGGAAAGGAGAGAAGGGAAACAAAGGACAUGUUGGCCUGAUUGGAAUGACUGGAUUUAUUGGACCGCUUGGACCUAGAGGACAGCGAGGGUUUAUGGGACCACCUGGUUUUCCUGGAGAGCCAGGAGGGCCGGGGUUUGCAGGACCUCCAGGUCCAACAGGGCGUGCAGGACCUAGAGGGGCAAAAGGAGUGACUGGCAUCAAAGGACCCCCAGGGCAGCCUGGUGAGAGUGGAAUGAAAGGACCAGCUGGCAAACAGGGGGAACCAGGUCCUGACGGCAUUGCUGGCUUUCCUGGAGAUCGUGGCCUGCAGGGGAAACCAGGGAAAGAUGGGCCACCAGGUCCCAAAGGAGAUGAUGGAGAAAGUGGAAUUGAAGGGGAAAUAGGGGAGCCUGGUCUACCAGGACCUGCAGGUACCACUGGAAAGCCAGGAAAACCUGGACCCUCAGGUGAUCCAGGUAUUAAAGCACAACAAGGCGAGAAAGGUGAACCUGGUCCCAAAGGAGAUAAAGGUCCUCUUGGUCCUCCUGGUAAACGUGGAUUUAGAGGUCGAGGGGGUCAUUCUGGUGUUCAAGGAGAAAACGGCCCAAUUGGACCUGCUGGGCCACCAGGACCUCAGGGCUUGGAAGGAAGCACCGGAGAGCAGGGGAAACAAGGCAAGGAUGGACUAAAGGGAGAUCGAGGCCCUCUUGGGAUACCUGGAGUUCCUGGACCUAAAGGUGACAAGGGUCGCACUGGACAGAGUGGAUUCUCUGGUUUUCCAGGACCUUUGGGGCAAAUGGGAAAACCAGGAGAGCGAGGACCCGAAGGAGAUCCUGGUAUUAAGGGUAGUCUGGGGCUCCCAGGAGUAGCUGGAUCUAAAGGCCUUAAGGGCCUACUAGGUUUUCCAGGCAGUCGAGGGCUGGACGGCAUUCAUGGAGCCCCUGGACCAACAGGACCACCAGGACCCAAUGGAGAAGCUGGUCCUUCAGGUGCAAAACAGGGUUUACAUGGAAAGCCUGGUGAUCCUGGUGCCCAGGGUCCUGUGGGAAAAAGAGGGGAUCCUGGAAUUAGGGGACUUACUGGUGAACCUGGAAUGCCUGGAGUAAAGGGCAUCAAAGGCAGAGAAGGAACAAAGGGGCUUCCUGGCAGCCCAGGACAGAAGGGUAUUCAAGGCCCAGAAGGUCCUAAAGGGAAACCUGGUCAUCCAGGGCCCAGAGGCGUUUUGGGACAGAAUGGUUACCGAGGACCACCUGGUAUAGAAGGAAACAUAGGUCCAUGGGGUGAGACUGGAAGUCAGGGGCCACCAGGAGACCCAGGGCCCCAAGGGUCAGCAGGGCCCAUGGGGGUGCACGGUUACCCUGGUAAGGAUGGACCAUCAGGAGCUACUGGACUUCAAGGAGACAAAGGUGACAAGGGGUUUAAAGGGGUUGCUGGAUUGAGGGGAGUUGCUGGUGUCGAUGGUGAGGAGGGCAGAAUGGGAGAGAAUGGACCGGUUGGGCCUGCAGGACUUAAAGGACUGUCUGGUGAGAAGGGAAGUCCUGGACCACCGGGUGUUCAUGGACCAAAAGGAGUCAGCGGAGCCAGAGGCGUUAAGGGCCCUCCAGGAAUAAAGGGUUCUGCUGGACAAGAAGGACAGAGUGGCUCUCCCGGACAGAAAGGACACCCUGGACCUCCUGGAGAAAAAGGUCAGCCUGGGACCAGAGGCCGUUCGGGUCUGGCAGGAAAAUAUGGUCCAGGGGGCAACAUCGGGGCAGGGGGAGAAAAAGGUGCCAAAGGUGAAAAUGGACUUACUGGAGAGCCAGGACUUCUGGGGCCUCCUGGUCCGGAAGGUCCGGCAGGACUGAGCGGUUUACCGGGAAACAGAGGCUUUGCUGGAGAAACUGGACGUCCUGGACCAAAGGGAGAUGCUGGAGAGAGAGGGCAGCCUGGGGCUCGUGGGGAGAGAGGAUCAAUGGGCUUUAGAGGCCACAAAGGAACUAAAGAAGAGCCUGGAGAAAGUGGUGAAAAGGGGUCAGUGGGGCCUCCAGGAUCUAAGGGUCCUCCUGGAGAGAAAGGUAGACGAGGAGCUGCUGGACCUCCAGGGGACCUAGGAAAUAAAGGUCAGCUAGGGCCAAAGGGCAAGAAUGGCUUUCCUGGGAAAAAAGGCAACACAGGCAUGGCUGGAAAAACAGGAGCUCAAGGCCCAAAAGGAAAACGAGGCCCUCCUGGGGAACCAGGAAAACCUGGACUUGGUGGCACGGAUGGUUUGCUUGGAGUUGUUGGCAAUGAAGGAUAUCCAGGUGGUCCUGGACAUAGAGGACCCCCAGGAAGACCUGGACAGCCUGGCAGUCCAGGCCCUGCUGGAGCUCCUGGGAUACAGGGAAAGCAGGGAGUGCCUGGACCCAAGGGUUCCUCUGGAGACACAGGAGAACCUGGCCCUCCAGGGCCAGUCGGACCAAAGGGCAUUCCUGGUCUUAGAGGUGAGAAAGGAAGCACUGGUCCUCUAGGGCCAAAGGGAUUUCCUGGUACUAGUGGCAUGCAGGGAUGUGUUGGACCACAAGGACAGAAGGGGAAACAAGGUGUGUUAGGACCUGUGGGCCCACCAGGGCCAAAAGGAGAACAGGGUGAUGUGGGCUUCCGUGGGCCUCCAGGCUGGCCAGGAUUCCCCGGUGUUCCUGGUCUUUUUGGAAAGAAGGGAAUGAAGGGCGUUGGAGGAUUACCUGGACCAAAGGGGGAGAGAGGAAAGAAAGGAGAACCGGGGAAACCUGGUGCUCCUGGCUCACGGAAACCACUACAACACAUUCUACCAAUGAAACACAAAAGUGGAUCACAAAAAAAAACCAAGGUAAAGUCUUUGAGAACGCUCAGAACUCGGAGCUCUGUUGAGUCUGUUGAGGGAAGUCCAUUAGAGCAGAUCGGCUGGCCUCAGGGAACCAUGGACAGCCCCGCCACCACCUGCAGAGAGUUAGGGCUUAUUUAUCCCCACUUCACUGAUGGCCCUUAUUAUGUGGACCCUAAUCAGGGCUGUCCCUUCGAUGCCCUGCGUGUGUUCUGCAACUUCAGUGCUGGAGGCCUCACCUGUGUCUCACCUGUCCACUCACAGAUUGAGGGAGAAUGGCCUGCAGUGAAGGGAAAGAACACGAAAUGGUUCAGCGAAAUUCAGAAUGGCUUCAAGUUUGAAUAUGCAGGUCUUGACGUUGUCCAGCUGAGGUUUCUGCGUUUACACACUAACUCUGCCUCUCAGCGGAUGACCAUAUCCUGUCCUGCCAGUGCCAACCUGAGAGCCCGUCUGACAAACACGGCCAGCGUGAUUCACCUCCUGGGAGACUCAGCCAGUGAGAUCGGAUCUGCACACGCCAGCAUAUCAACACAUGGCUGUGAGGUGCAGGUGCAGGUGAGAGUGAUAGGAAGUUCUGAAAUGGAGCUGCUGCCAAUCAGAGACUUCCGCAUGGUGGGCGGCAACAAAAGCUGGGAGAAAAACCUCAGAGCAGAGCUUGGACCGCUGUGCUUUUUAUAGCAUUCUCCGCACUCCCACUGAGAGACAGGACUUCAGGGAAAAUCUGACAUUCCUGUAGAGUUUAUUCCUCGUAUAGUUGCUUGACUGUUUAAUAUUUUACUGAACAUUGAUUGAUUUAAUCUAUUCUGUGUUUUCUGCCUCUUCUGUUUUCUCUGACUCUUUUCUGCCUCUUCUGUGUCUCCAUUCACUCUUAUCUGCCACUUCUGUGUCUUCACUCACUCUUAUCUGCCACUUCUGUGUCUCCGCUCACUCUUAUCUGCCUCUUCUGUGUCUCCGCUCACUCUUAUCUGCCUCUUCUGUGUCUCCGCUCACUCUUAUCUGCCACUUCUGUGUCUCCGCUCACUCUUAUCUGCCUCUUCUGUGUCUCCACUCACUCUUAUCUGCCACUUCUGUGUCUUCGCUCACUCUUAUCUGCCUCUUCUGUGUCUCCGCUCACUCUUAUCUGCCUCUUCUGUGUCUCCUCUCACUCUUAUCUGCCUCUUCUGUGUCUCCACUCACUCUUAUCUGCCACUUCUGUGUCUCCACUCACUCUUAUCUGCCUCUUCUGUGUCUCCGCUCACUCUUAUCUGCCUCUUCUGUGUCUCCGCUCACUCUUAUCUGCCACUUCUGUGUCUCCACUCACUCUUAUCUGCCUCUUCUGUGUCUCCACUCACUCUUAUCUGCCUCUUCUGUUUUCUCUGACUCUUUUCUGCCUCUUCUGUGUCUCCACUCACUCUUAUCUGCCACUUCUGUGUCUUCACUCACUCUUAUCUGCCACUUCUGUGUCUCCGCUCACUCUUAUCUGCCUCUUCUGUGUCUCCGCUCACUCUUAUCUGCCACUUCUGUGUCUCCACUCACUCUUAUCUGCCUCUUCUGUGUCUCCACUCACUCUUAUCUGUCUCUUCUGUGUCUCCACUCACUCUUAUCUGCCACUUCUGUGUCUUCGCUCACUCUUAUCUGCCUCUUCUGUGUCUCCGCUCACUCUUAUCUGCCUCUUCUGUGUCUCCUCUCACUCUUAUCUGCCACUUCUGUGUCUUCACUCACUCUUUUCUGCUUCUUCUGUGUCUCCGCUCACUCUUAUCUGCCUCUUCUGUGUCUCCGCUCACUCUUAUCUGCCUCUUCUGUGUCUCCUCUCACUCUUAUCUGCCACUUCUGUGUCUUCACUCACUCUUUUCUGCUUCUUCUGUGUCUCCACUCACUCUUAUCUGCCUCUUCUGUGUCUCCGCUCACUCUUAUCUGCCUCUUCUGUGUCUCCGCUCACUCUUAUCUGCCUCUUCUGUUUUCUCUGUUGACUCUUACCUGCCUCUUCUGUGUCUCGGCUCACUCUUAUCUGCCACUUCUGUGUCUCUGCUCACUCUUAUCUGCCUCUUCUGUGUCUCCGCUCACUUUUCUGCUUCUUUUGUGUCUCCGCUCACUCUUAUUUGCCACUCCCGUGUCUCCACUUACUCUUUUCUGCCUCUUCUGCAUCUCCCCUGACUCUUUUCUCUCUUCUGUUUCUUUGCUGUCUCUUUCUCUCUUGUUUCUCUGCUGGCUCUUUUCUGCCUCUUCUGUGUCUCCCCUGACUCUUUUCUCUCUUCUGUGUCUCCACUGACUCUUUUCUCUAUUGUUUCUUUGCUGACUCUAUUCCCUCUUCUGUUUUUCUGCUGACUCUUUUUUGACUCUUCGUUGUCUCCCCUGACUCUUUUCUCUCUUGUGUGUCCCCCCUGACCCUUUUUUGCCUCUUCUGUGUCUCCCCUGGCUCUUUUCUCUCUUGUGUGUCUCCCCUGACUCUUUUCUCUCUUCUGUGUCUCCCCUGACCCUUAGUCAGGGACUAAGCUCAAAGGCUUAGUUCCAGUGUGGCUUCUUCUUCAUGCUGCAAAAGGCCACAAGGUGGCGUAAGACAAGAUCAGAGCGAAACCUGUUUCGUGUAGUUUCUCUUGGAGAAUACAGUUCGUCUCGUUGAUGAUUUAAAGUGAACGUGUACUUUGCGUUUAUGGUGGAGUUCAUUACUGAAGCAUUACAGAAGCAGUUACUCAGCCUGUUAUCAGCUUGUUGGUGUAAUUUUUAAAUGUUUAUAUAUGAGUUUCUUUGUUUUUGUGUAUUCAUCCAAAAAGAGUUAUU
Messenger RNA from Pygocentrus nattereri (red-bellied piranha), 5894 nucleotides. RefSeq names its product collagen alpha-1(I) chain. Bases 198 to 3815 code for a protein of 1205 amino acids. The transcript is spliced from 58 exons. The record is from RefSeq and is a predicted model, not a curated record. Gene Ontology annotation, molecular function: extracellular matrix structural constituent. NCBI's taxonomy places the organism in Eukaryota, Metazoa, Chordata, Actinopteri, Characiformes, Serrasalmidae.